CUCUAGCUCUUUCCACGCGUGAAUCCCACUUUGACUUUGACUUUGUAAACAAUGCAGAGAUUUCCUAAUAAUCCAUUUCAGGGCCCAAACUACAGACCCAGACAUCCUGGAAACGAUGGGAUGUUCACACACAGAGCCAGAGGAUACCAAGAUUUUCAUCACUUUCCCGAUUUUCAUCAUGAGGGACCAAGAUUUCAUGGGCCGCGUGGGCGCGGAAACUUCCAUCGGGGACCGAGACCACCCUAUCGGGGUGGGAUGGGGGGCAGGCAAGAUGGGUUCCCGAUGGCAGCUCAUGGACACGGACCACCGCGAUUCAGUGGUGGAGGAUCUGGAAAUCCGAAUGCAUAUGAAGGGCAGUUCUCACCACCUAGGUUUCACCAGCCCACAAACCACCAGAAUGAUUAUAAUAACUUUAAUGACAGAAAUAGGACUGGCAAUCCCAAUUUCAAUGCAAAACGAGGCCGUGGACGUGGACGUGGUGGAGGUCGAGGAGCACGCAGUGGAGCUGGAGGAAGAGAACAGCAGCAAAACAGCCGUAAAACAAAAAACAAGAAGUCUAAACCCCCCAAAGAAAUAAACUACUCUCAUUACUGUGAUGUUUGUGACCGUGGUUUUCAAUCGGACGAGCAACUGAAGGUUCAUAUAGCUGAACAUGUCGAGUGCAAGGAGAAAGAUUGUCGAUUUGUCGGACACCCCAAGGUGGUCAAGAUGCAUCACAAACUGCAGCACGGUCCUGGGUGCAAGAAAAUCAGAUGGCUUGACACUGCAGAAGAUAUUGAGAAAUGGAGGAAUGAGAGAAAAAGGAAUUUUCCAACCGCCGAGAACAUCGCAAAGAAACAAUCGAAGACUGAGCAGAGGACGAAGCAGGGUAAUGUACUGGAAACAAAGAAGUUUGGGAAAUUUAAGAAAACACAUAGAGGGCAGAGAGGUCAGAAAAGCCGUGAACGUCAUCGGCUGAAGCUUGCUGAGAAGCUCCGAGCUCUUGGAAUCACCUUAGGAGAUCCUAAGCCAAACGACUCCGACGAAACCCCACCAAAGCGUGUAAAAACUGAUGACGGACAAGAAGACAAACCCUCAUCUGCAGUUGAAGAACAGGAAACAAAACCAGCAGAACUAUCUGACCCGUCAUCACAAUCAUCUAGCCUUUCUGGAACUAAGCAACAGGGGCCAGAGAGGGAAGUAGACUGCGACCCGUUAUCUCUUCUUGCUUCUAAAGACAAUGAAUCUGGUGACGACGAGGCGCCCGAAACCCAAGUUGUUGUCCCAAAGAUAGAAGUGGCCCCUAAAGGAACUUUUGGAGCCCUGGGCUCACUUGCAGCAUGCUACGAUUCUGACAGUGAAGGGAGCUUCGUUGGAGAACACGCCGUUACAGAUGCAGGUACUGAUGCACAGAGCCGGGGAACGAACAGUCUAGAAGACACUUCCGAAAAAGCUCCAGAGCAAUGCCCCACGGAACAGGGUGCAAGCGAAACCACCCCUCUUCAUACUGAACUGAGACAGACUGCACCACCUGAAGAUGCUGAUCCUACCAGUUGCCAUGACGAUGGGAGGAGUGAAGAGAAGAUGGAUGUUGGAGAUGGUGGGCGGGAGAAGAGGCGUCGCUCCUCAGGUGGAAGGGACCCCAAGAGACAGAAAAGAACCCAGGGUGGUAAAAGAAAAAGAUCGGAAAUUGAGACAGCGCAGAAGAAAGCAACGUUGCUUGAGAUGCUAUUAGCACCUGAUAUCCGGAGAGAGCGAAAUAUCAUCCUGCAAUGUGUGAGACAUGUUGUCAAGAAGAACUUCUUUCAGGGCUCAAAGACCUGACCCCAACGUUUUCCCUAUGGUCAGGUACCGAUGAUUUAUACCUGGACCUGUAUUUAAAGGAGAGAAAGAAACCUUUUCUCCAAUGUGUGAGACAUGUUGCCAAGAAAAACUUCUUCUAGGGAUCCAAGACCUAUUCCCAAAGUUGUCUCUAUAGUUCGGUUCUGAUCAAGAUAACCAUGACCUGUCAGGAGAAAAGGAAACAUUAUUAUUCUCCAAUGUGGAAGACGUGUCGUCAAGAAGAACUUUUCCAGGGGACCAAGACCUGAUCCCAAAGUUUUUCUCUAUAGUUCAGCACCAGCCAACCUUAUCUGGACCUGUAAUGUGUAAGAAGAGAAAGAAAGAAAAUUUUUCAUAUGUGUAACACUUGUCGUCAAAAAAAACUUCUUUCAGGGAUCCUAAAUCCUAAAUUUGACUCCAAAGUUCUGUAACUAUCCACUCUUAUUAGACUUGUAACCUUAUGAAACAGCAUUUCUUCAGCACAUUGUACAAACAAUUGGCUUCAGGAUUUUAAAUAGAUCUUGUACUUAGGCCUUGGGAAUUAAAGAAUUCAGUAGUCGACACGUGUUGUAAAAAAAACUCUUUAGCAUUUUGUCGCGGCAAUGUUCUGACAAGUCUUGCCUCACAAAUUCUUACUGUGAUUUCACGUUUGUAUCUUUUGUGGAACAUUGUAAUCAGACCUUUUUUUUUUACUAGAGCCCUGUACAAGAGAACAGUUCAUUAAACAUGCUUCUUCCGAUACCAGAUAUUUUUUUUCAUGAAGCUUUGCAGCACUUCAUUUUACAUACCAGCCAGAUAAACCAGAAGUUCUCUAGCACUCUUUUGGGGAACUGUUCUGCAAAUCUACAAGAUAAUACAAUAUCAAACCAGCACCCUAAUUGGCUGGUUUCAAGUUCUGUGUUGGUGUUUGCAGGAAUGCCAAGUUUAUCUUUAUAUGCAAACAUUGAUGAACCCAAACCACCAUGUUCAUCCUUCGCCAACAGCUCGCGCUCUAGUUUCUCUAAAGAUAUACAAUGUACUUUGGCAUGUGAUGACAAAAAAUUGUUCAUAACAAUUUCUUUGUAGGAAGAGUUCAGUUUUGAGUCACUGUUUGAUGUUUCACUUUAUAAGUACAUGUGGCUCAUUAAUCAAGUAUCAUAACAGUUGUUUCCAUUGUACAUGUACGCUUUAGAAUGCUAAUUAUAUUUUGACACAGUUACAUUUAUCUUCAAAUGCUCAUGUUUACCCAGGUUUCCAAAGGGUAUUUACAUAGGGAUAGUAAGGUCUUUAUAAGGAGAAAAAAAAUCAAUAUUUUUUGCUGGUAUAAAUUUUUAAGAAGUGAAAAUAUACAUUGUGUAAAACAUAAGUCUCGUACAUACUUCUUAGAAGUACUUUUUAUAGUGGAAGACAGGCUGGGUGUAUCAUAAAGCUGUUCAUAAUUUAUACCCUCUGUCUCAUUAGCUCUAUGGCAGCCAUACGGUAAGUCAAAAACAGCUGUUCUAUACAUUUUUAUCACACCACCUAUAUGUAGGUGCUACAAAAAUGUUAAAACGGCCGUUUUCGACUUGCCGUACAGUCGCCGUAGAGCAAUUGUGACCGAGGUAUCGCAAAUAACUUAACGCACGACUGGUGACCUUUUCUUGCGCUAAAUGAUAUCUUUAUGAUUGACUUAGUAUCUAAGAACAUGUUCCAGUCGUGUGAACAACAGCUCUAUGAAACACCCACAGGCUGAGUUAUCAUUAUUAAUUCAAUUGUUUGUAUAUUUUGCCAACAAGGUCAAUGUCUAAUAAUGCUGUUAAAAAUUAUAGGACAAGU
Molecule: messenger RNA, 3594 nt
Organism: Lytechinus variegatus (green sea urchin)
Lineage: Eukaryota; Metazoa; Echinodermata; Echinoidea; Temnopleuroida; Toxopneustidae
Product: nuclear fragile X mental retardation-interacting protein 1-like
Exons: 9
Coding region: 52-1803 (583 amino acids)
Biological process (GO): box C/D snoRNP assembly
Cellular component (GO): nucleus
Molecular function (GO): RNA binding
Source: RefSeq, a predicted model, not a curated record